Molecule: messenger RNA, 1533 nt
Organism: Acanthaster planci (crown-of-thorns starfish)
Lineage: Eukaryota; Metazoa; Echinodermata; Asteroidea; Valvatida; Acanthasteridae
Product: histone H2A.V
Cellular component (GO): nucleosome
Molecular function (GO): structural constituent of chromatin; DNA binding; protein heterodimerization activity
Source: RefSeq, a predicted model, not a curated record
UACACAAUCACGUGAUGAGGUCAUUUUGAUGUUAUAAGCGUCUGUUACAUUUUACGCGGGCACGCGUUGUAUACGGAACGGCUGCAGAGGAAGACAAGAAUAGACAAAGAUGGCAGGAGGUAAAGCAGGUAAAGAUUCCGGAAAGGCGAAAGCUAAAGCUGUUUCACGAUCAGCAAGGGCAGGUCUUCAGUUCCCGGUCGGCCGUAUUCACAGGCAUUUGAAGAACCGAACAACCAGCCAUGGGCGAGUCGGUGCCACUGCCGCCGUUUACUCUGCUGCUAUCUUGGAAUACCUUACAGCUGAGGUUUUAGAAUUGGCGGGCAAUGCCAGCAAAGAUCUGAAGGUCAAGCGUAUCACGCCGCGUCACUUGCAGCUAGCUAUCAGGGGUGACGAGGAAUUGGAUUCACUGAUCAAGGCAACAAUUGCUGGCGGUGGUGUCAUUCCUCACAUCCAUAAGAGUCUGAUCGGCAAGAAGGGAUCGCAGAAGGCUUCAUAAAAAUCCACCUCAGCACUAACAACCGUCUAACAACCUCGUCAGCUGAAUGGCUGUUGUCCUGUCACAGUUUCAACUGACCACACCUCCGGCACAAACGGCCAAACAGAAAGAUUGAAAACAGAAACUUUCCCACAUCUUUGUCAGGUUAUCCUGUCUUGGUUCUGACGAUUGUAAUGCUUAAAUUUUUGUGAAAUCAGUUGUUUCUUCAACUUUAUUGUCAGAAAUAGGGCUCUCGACAGAGCGUUUUUAUUUAAUGUAAAUGAGCAAGUAUGAGACGGUGACAUUGUGGGGGAAAAGGGGGAAGUGGGUUUUUAUCGGCCGGAUCUGAUCAGCCAGCCGGAUGUAAAUACUGCAUAAAAACCUCGUAUACACACGUAGUUUGUAGUACGAUACAUGGGUUUAGAAAUUGUUUCAAAAGUUAGUUUGCCUUAGUUUGUAUGAAUUGUUAGAUGUUGGUUUUUAAAAAACAUUAUUUUCAUUCAGUUGGUAGUUUUUGUUCCCAGAGAGCGGCGGUCCUCUUGUAGGUUUUCUUGUAUUUUCAGAAAUUCCCUCGUGUAGCAAGCCAAGAAUAAUCUCUGUACAUGUAAAUUAGCUCUUCACAGAUACAUGUAAAUUUGCAUGGUAUAAGUGUGCGUGGACCCAAAUGGAAAGCAAUUUUGAGGUCGAGGAUUUCAAAUGGGCAAGUGAAUGCAUUCCUUUUUUUAGAAAGUGAUUAUUCUUAAACCUGUAUUCCUGUGAAAGGCCAAAACUAUCACUGUUUUUUAACUUCAGGAAUUGGCUUGUGUUCCACAUGCUAAUUUCGUAUUGCAAAAAUUCUCGUUUCCCAACAGAUUAGGCCCGAGUCUGAAUUUUACCCCAAAGAACCAAAAUUGUAGGAAAUUCUGAAGCGAGUUUGGCCUGUGAUUUUUAAUCUAAAUGAAUGACAGUUGUGUAUUACAGGAAGUGAUUUUUGUAUUUGUUUACUUAGCGUAGAUUGUGAUAUAAGAGUUUUGAGUGGGAAAUAACACUGGAGGGUUCUCCGUUUUAUACAUGAGAAA